CCUGCUGAAGAGGAAACGCGCUCUCUCGUUGUGCGCGUGCGAGCGUCGCUUCAAACAAUAGAAGGUGAAGGUUUAUCAGUGCAGAGAUGUCUAGUAGUGUGAUCCGCGGCCCUGCUGGAAACAACGACUGCCGCAUCUAUGUGGGGAAUCUGCCGCCUGAUAUCCGCAACAAAGAUGUCGAAGAUGUGUUUUAUAAGUACGGAGCCAUUCGAGACAUCGAUCUGAAAAACCGACGAGGCGGACCUCCAUUCGCCUUUGUCGAAUUUGAAGACCCAAGAGAUGCAGAAGACGCUGUUUAUGCACGUGAUGGCUAUGACUAUGAUGGCUAUCGUCUCCGAGUGGAGUUUCCCAGGAGCGGGAGAGGAGGUUUUGGUGGCGGAGGUGGUGGCGGCGGAGGUGGUGGUGGUGGUGGCGGAGGUGGUGGGGCUCCUAGGGGUAGAUAUGGACCCCCAUCCAGACGUUCAGAGUACAGAGUAAUCGUUUCAGGGCUUCCACCAAGCGGGAGCUGGCAGGAUCUGAAGGAUCACAUGCGUGAAGCAGGUGAUGUAUGUUACGCUGACGUUUUCCGAGAUGGAACUGGUGUGGUGGAGUUUGUUCGCAAAGAAGACAUGACCUACGCCGUUCGCAAACUGGAUAACACAAAAUUCCGGUCCCAUGAGGGAGAAACUGCGUACAUCCGUGUGAGGGUGGAUGGUCCCCGCAGUCCGAGCUAUGGAAGAUCAAGGUCAAGGAGCCGCAGUCGCAGCAGGAGUCGCAGCCGUAGCAACAACCGUAGCCGAAGCUACUCCCCACGCCGCAGUCGAGGAUCCCCGCAGUACUCUCCUCGCCAUAGCCGUUCCCGCUCUCGCUCCUAAACGAGCCCUUGAACCAGUUGUUUUUAGUCUUUAUACAAACCCCAUGUUUUAAUUCCACCCUUCUUGUUUCAUAAGACCAUGAUCAUCUUAUACCUUUCUGUCCUUUUAUUUUUCUCUCCCUCUAUUGGUUAUUUUUAAACAUGCAUUUUUAACAGGACCCAUCUUUUUUUUUUUUCUUUUUUUUUUAUUAACUACAAAGUGGAAGUCUUUUUCAUAGACCAAACAAAGGGUUAUGUAAUGGCUCCCAAUAUUUUUGUAAAUGCCAUGUAUGAAAGUUAUUCAUGGGAUAGUGAAUAGUUCCACCAUUGUUUUAUGCUGUCUUCCUCUAGACGUGAUACAGAACUGAUGCUUUGCAAUAAAGGAUUACUAAAUCUAUACUGUUGCGUAAAAGGGUGAAUUUGAACUCUAGAACAAAUUCUAUUCCAAAAAAAAAGAAAAAA
Messenger RNA from Sinocyclocheilus anshuiensis, 1294 nucleotides. RefSeq names its product serine/arginine-rich splicing factor 1A. The record is from RefSeq and is a predicted model, not a curated record. The coding region runs from base 87 to 854 and encodes 255 amino acids. The transcript is spliced from 5 exons. Gene Ontology annotation, cellular component: cytoplasm; nucleus. NCBI's taxonomy places the organism in Eukaryota, Metazoa, Chordata, Actinopteri, Cypriniformes, Cyprinidae. Gene Ontology annotation, molecular function: mRNA binding.